AUAUUAUUAUCUUGGAUAAAACGUUAGCGUCGAUAUCCCUUCCUGUAUGGUGGACACUCAUUGUGAUUUACAUUGAUUUGUAAAUUUCUCAAUUUAUCAAAAUUUUCUAUUUUCCCUCAAAUAAUAGCAACAUUUUCGAUUAUUUAACCGUUCGUUGACGUGCCGCGUGUGUUUACUAGAGGUUAGCACUUGUCAAUACAAUCAAUUUCAUAGUAUCUCCAUUUUUAUAUUGUUUACUUUAGUUACUUAAGAUUGUCUUUAAAUUCAAAAAUGUCUGGUAUUGCAUUAACUCGCUUAACAGAAGAACGUAAAGGAUGGAGAAAGGAUCAUCCAUUUGGAUUUGUUGCUAAACCAGCCAAAAAUCCUGAUGGUAGUAUGAAUCUUAUGAUAUGGGAAUGUUAUAUUCCAGGAAGGAAAAAUACUGCAUGGGAAGGUGGAAUGUAUUUUCUACGUAUGAUUUUUAAAGAUGAUUAUCCAUCUAGUCCUCCUAAGUGUAAAUUUGAACCACCAUUAUUUCAUCCUAAUGUUUACCCCUCAGGAACAGUUUGUCUAUCAUUAUUGGACGAAGAAAAAGAUUGGCGCCCAGCUAUAACUAUCAAACAAAUUUUGCUUGGUAUUCAAGAUCUUCUAAAUGAACCAAAUAUUAAAGAUCCUGCCCAAGCUGAAGCAUAUACAAUAUAUUGUCAAAAUCGUGUUGAAUAUGAUAAACGUGUCAGAGCUCAAGCUAAAGCAAUGUCAAGACCAGAAUAGUAAUUAGUUAUUUGAUGAUUUGAAUGUUUUCCCUUUUUAAUGAGUAAUUAUACAUUUAAUUUUAUUAUCAUUUUGGUAAGAAGUUUCCCAUUACAUUGUAUAAUUUUCAGGAAGAAACAUUCAUUUAGGUAUUACUCUUACUUUUGUAUGAAAACUUGUACUUUUUUUAUAAUUAUUAUAGAAAUACAUAUUUAUAAUUGGUAA
Daktulosphaira vitifoliae (grape phylloxera) is the source of this 954-nucleotide messenger RNA. RefSeq names its product SUMO-conjugating enzyme UBC9-B (gene lwr). Gene Ontology annotation, cellular component: nucleus. Lineage: Eukaryota; Metazoa; Arthropoda; Insecta; Hemiptera; Phylloxeridae. Bases 271 to 750 code for a protein of 159 amino acids. The transcript is spliced from 6 exons. The record is from RefSeq and is a predicted model, not a curated record. Gene Ontology annotation, biological process: protein sumoylation. Gene Ontology annotation, molecular function: SUMO conjugating enzyme activity.